AUGGCGAGCAACGAUGAAGAUGCUUUGAGGCGACGGGACAGACUCAAGGAAAUCCUCAAGAAACGUUUGCAGGAGGUGGGAUGGGAGGAGGAAAUGCAAGAUUACUGCAGAGAACUUAUUCAGAACAAGAGCUUGGAGCACAUCGAUGUGCCUAAGCUCGUGCAGGAAAUCGCGCAGAAGUCUAGAGCUGCGGUGCCGGACAACAUCCGAGAAGAGAUUUCUUCACAAGUCAAAUAUUUCCUGCAGCAUCCGAGCAAGGAGUGA
Messenger RNA from Guillardia theta CCMP2712, 264 nucleotides. RefSeq lists its product as hypothetical. The transcript is spliced from 4 exons. Gene Ontology annotation, biological process: poly(A)+ mRNA export from nucleus; positive regulation of DNA-templated transcription; regulation of transcription by RNA polymerase II. The record is from RefSeq and is a predicted model, not a curated record. Lineage: Eukaryota; Cryptophyceae; Pyrenomonadales; Geminigeraceae. Gene Ontology annotation, molecular function: chromatin binding; transcription coactivator activity. Gene Ontology annotation, cellular component: DUBm complex; SAGA complex; nuclear pore. Bases 1 to 264 code for a protein of 87 amino acids.